CUUUACAUCCGACUGGUCGGUUGAGGAUGGACUUUCCUAUCUGAAGAGCAUGCGAGCGUGCUUGAAGGACAUGAAAGAACGAGAUGAGCAGUUGCGGGCCGAUUUGGCGAUCUUUGGACUCAGCUAUGACGAAAGCGUGGAUCUCUCCAAGUUGGAGAAUGAACUGGCGUCUUUGGAGAUGGUUUGGGAAUUGGCGGCGCAAUGGAGUACCGCCUGGAACAGCUACAAAUCCGGGGAGUUUUGGAGCAUUGAAACCACGGAAAUGGAAGAAACUGCCCAAUUUCUGUUCAGGAAACUCACGCGCUUAUCUAGGGAGCUGGCGGAGAAAAACUGGAAGAUUGUGGAGGAUGUACGAAGCCAAGUGGACGCAUUUCGCAGAACUUUGCCACUCUUGGGCGACUUGAAGAAUCCGGCAAUGAGGCCGCGACAUUGGGAGAAAGUGAAGAAAGUGGUCGGCAUUGAGUUUGAUGAGAGCAGCUCCGAGUUUAACUUGGAGGCGAUCUACGCCAUGGAAAUGCAUAAAUAUGCGGAAGAUAUAAACGAGAUUUCGAACGCGGCCACGAUGGAGUUGCAGAUAGAAAAGGGCCUGAGAGCCAUUGUGGAGACUUGGAGUACUAUGCAGUUUGAAAUCGUGCCUUAUAAAGAUCGGGGCAUCUAUAGAAUCAAGAGCGUUGAAGAAUGCUUCCAAGCCCUAGAAGAUAAUAUAUUGCAACUGUCCACCAUGAAAAGCACCCGGUUCGUGGAACCGUUCACUAAAAUAGUGGACUAUUGGGAACGGACGCUUUCUUAUAUCAUGGAAACAAUGGAAAUUGCCUUGCAGGUGCAAAGGCAGUGGCUGUACCUAGAGAACAUAUUCCUCGGCGAGGACAUUCGCAAGCAAUUGCCCAAAGAGUCGGAGGACUUUGAUCAACUCACUGAGGACUGGAGGAAUAUUUCCACCAGGCUGUAUUUUUCCAAAACGGCCCUCAAGGCCACCCAUUACAAGCCGCCUCCGUAUUUGUUCAACAAACUGAACAAAAUGAACGAUAAGCUGGACUUGAUGCAGCGAGCCCUUGAAAGAUAUCUGGAAACCAAACGGCACAUUUUUCCGCGUUUUUAUUUCAUUUCAAACGACGACAUGCUGGAAAUUCUGGGCAACUCGAAGAAGCCCGAGCUGGUUCAGCCUCACCUGAAGAAGCUGUUUGAUAAUUUGACCAAAAUCAAAAUCCAGAAAAAUCAAGGCAUCAAUAAGCAAGAAUGCAUCGGUAUGCUGGCCGAUGACGGUGAAUAUAUGGAAUUUGUGAAACCGUUCAUUCUGGAUGGGCCAGCCGAAAUGUGGCUGUUGCAGCUGGAAUCUUCCAUGCGGCAGGUGCUGAAGAACGCAUUCAAGCCAUGCAGGGGCGAGCUGAAGAAGAACCUGAACAAACGAGACAAAUGGUUACUGGCGAAUUGCGGCCAGUUAUGCAACGCCUGCAGUCUGAUUCAAUGGACCACAGACUGCACGCGAGCUCUGGUGCAUGCCAAAAUUAUGGAGAGCAAGAAGCCAUUGAAGCGGCUGCGGAAGAAGCAAAAUCAGGUGUUGGGCAAGUUGUCCGAACUGAGCAGGAAGGAUCUCACGAAAUUGCAACGGCUGAAAGCCAAUGCUCUGAUCACUAUUGAGAUACAUUCAAGGGAUGUGAUUGAUCGCUUGUACAGAGCAAACUGCAGAGAUACAAACUCCUUCGAAUGGUUCUCCCAAUUGCGAUUCUACUGGGACCGGGAGUUGGACGAUUGCAUCAUUCGGCAAACAAACACCUGCUUCAACUAUGGAUAUGAAUACAAUGGAAACUCUGGAAGAUUGGUUAUUACCCCCCUGACCGAUCGGUGCUACAUCACGUUAACUACUGCCCUGCAUCUAUAUAGAGGUGGCAGCCCCAAAGGCCCUGCUGGCACUGGAAAGACUGAAACUGUGAAGGAUUUGGGCAAAGCCAUGGGAAUGUGGGUGAUUGUGAAUAAUUGCUCAGAAGGACUGGACUACAAAAGCAUGGGAAAAUGCUUCUCCGGUCUCGCUCAAACUGGAGCUUGGGGAUGUUUUGAUGAGUUUAACCGGAUUAACAUCGAGGUGCUGUCCGUGGUUGCUCAGCAGAUUUUAUGCAUUCUGCAAGCUUUGACUCUCAAGCAGAAAAGAUUGGUUUUCGAAGGCUAUGAAAUUUGCAUCAAGUGGACGGUAGGCAUUUUCAUUACAAUGAAUCCGGGCUAUGCAGGCCGCACUGAAUUACCCGACAAUUUGAAGUCGAUGUUUCGUCCAAUUUCAAUGAUGGUGCCCGACAGUGCCAUUAUUGCCGAAAAUGUGCUUUUCAGCGACGGAUUCACUAAUACGAAAGCGCUUGCAAAGAAGGUUUUCACGUUGUAUCAAUUGGCAAUUCAGCAGCUGAGCAAACAGGAUCAUUACGACUUUGGCCUGAGGUCAAUGGUGGCUCUGCUGAGGUACGCCGGAAGGAAACGGCGACAAAUGCCUACCGUUCCUGAGGAUCAAGUGGUUUACUUGGCCAUGCGGGAUAUGAACAUUGCAAGAUUUACCGCAAAUGAUUUGCCACUUUUCAACGGCAUCAUGUCCGACAUUUUUCCCGGAGUCGUGAUUCCAAACGUCGACUACUUGGACAUCAAUCUGGCCAUGACGGAAUUUAUGACCGAGAACAACUUGCAACCCAUACCCAUUGCCAUGACCAAAGUGAUUCAGCUGUAUGAGACGAAAAACUCCCGUCACUCCGUAAUGAUCCUCGGUAAAACUGGAACGGCCAAAACCGUCACCUGGAAAACGUUACAGGGAACCAUGGGCAAGCUAAAGCAACAGAAUAAACCCGGAUUCAACAGCGUCCAAAUUUACCCGAUCAAUCCGAAGGCUUUGAACUUGGGAGAAUUGUAUGGGGAAUACAACUUGAGCACCAAUGAGUGGCUGGAUGGCGUGAUCAGCGCCAUAAUGCGGAAGACCUGCUCAGAUGAGUCAGUGGACGAGAAGUGGAUUUUGUUUGAUGGUCCUGUUGAUGCAGUAUGGAUUGAAAACAUGAACAGCGUUAUGGAUGACAACAAAGUGUUAACGCUAAUCAACAGUGACCGAAUCACCAUGCCCGAACAAGUGUCCUUGCUGUUUGAAGUUGGGGACUUAUCCGUGGCAUCUCCUGCAACAGUCAGCAGAUGCGGCAUGGUCUACAACGACUACAAAGACUGGGGAUGGGAGCCGUUUGUUCGCUCUUGGAUCAACACCCAGGCAGCCAAAGGAACCAGAUUUCAGGAGAGCGUGUGGAAUUACUUUUCCUUGUACUUGGACAUGAUUCUGGAAUUCAAGCGCUUCAACUGCAUGGAGAUUGUGGAGUGUUGCGAGAUCAACUUGGUUGCCUCUCUAUGCAAAAUGCUGGAUAUUUUUGCCACUAAGGAAAAUGGAGUUAAUGCAGCCGAUGAGGAACAUUUCGAAGAUGCCAUGCGAAACUGGUUUUUAUUCUGUACGAUUUGGUCAAUUUGCUGCACAACCAAUGAGGAGGGCCGCACUAAGUUCGACACUCUAAUACGAGAAAAAGAGGGCGUGUUCCCUAUUAAGGACAGCAUAUAUGAGUAUUAUGUAGAUGUUCAAAACUACUCGUUCGCCAGCUGGGAAGAGAAGCUCAAGUAUGGUUGGAGGUUCGAGUCUUCGUGGCCAUUCUACAAAAUCAUCGUCCCCACAAUUGAUACAGUGCGUUACGAAUUUGUUGUGAAUGCGCUGCUUCACAAAGGCUGUCCGGUACUCCUGACCGGGCCUGUAGGGACGGGAAAAACCUCAACAGCCCAAUCCGUGCUUGGAACCUUGGACUCGGAUACGUACACCGUUCUGAACGUAAAUAUGAGCGCUCAAACAUCCUCGGCUAAUCUGCAGGAUGCUAUUGAGGGCCGAUUGGAGAAACGCACCAAAGGCCACUAUGCGCCCAGCGGCGGUAAAACGAUGGUGGCCUUUCUGGACGACCUUAACAUGCCGGCCAAGGAGACCUACGGGUCCCAGCCGCCCUUGGAGCUUCUUAGGCAGUGGAUGGAUUAUGGCUUUUGGUACGAUCGGGAAAAGCAGGCCAGGAAAUAUGUGGAGAACAUGCACGUCUUGGGCUCGAUGGGGCCGCCAGGAGGCGGGAGACAAGUGAUUUCCGAUCGUCUUCAAAGCCGCUUCAACGUGAUCAACAUGACAUUCCCGGAUGAGGGCACCAUUGAGAGGAUUUAUGGAACGAUGCUCUUGCAACAUCUGUCGAAUUUCGAUGAGGGGGUCAAGCUGGUAGGGAAAACCAUCACUGAAACCACCAUAGACCUGUAUAACAAUGUGGUGUCCAGGAUGCUUCCGACGCCAACAAAGAUCCACUAUCUCUUUAAUUUGCGAGAUAUUUCUAAGAUUUUCCAAGGGCUGUUGCGCAGCCACAAGGACUACCAAAACGACAAGGCCUCACUGCUCAAGCUGUGGAUUCAUGAGUGUUUUCGCGUGUUCUUUGAUCGGCUGAUCGAUGAUCAGGACCAAGACUGGUUUAUGACGCAAAUGAAUGAGCAAUUGGGGCGGCAUUUCGAUUUGACCCUGCACAGCUUGUGCCCGGGCAGGGAUAUUCCAAUCUAUGCAGACUUUGUAAACCCCUGGAACGUCUAUGAGGAGCAUGCCGAUCCUACUGCCCUGAAAGGGUUUGUGGAGAAGCAAAUGGAAGAGUACAACGUUUCGCCUGGAGUGGUUGCAAUGGACCUGGUACUGUUCAAGGAUGCUUUGGAGCACAUUUGUAGAAUAGUUCGCGUGAUUUCACAACCGAGAGGCAACAUGCUACUUGUGGGAAUUGGGGGCAGUGGACGUCAAUCCCUUUCGAAGAUUGCUGCCUACAUUUGCGAGUACAACACAUUCCAAAUAUCGGUUACCCGAAGUUACAAAACCGUCGAAUUCAAAGAAGACUUGAAAACUCUUUACGGAUUAGCCGGAGUGGCGCUGAAGGAAACCUCGUUUCUGUUCAACGACACCCAAGUGACCGACGAGAGUUUUCUGGAAAUCAUCAACAACAUGUUGAGUAGCGGAGAAGUGGCCAAUCUGUACAAACCGGAUGAGUUCGAAGAUGUGAAGAACAAAUUGGAUAGUGCGGCAAAUAAAGCCGGAAUCCUGCAUACAAAUGAAGCAAUGUACGAGUUUCUGGUGUCCAGAGUUCGGGCCAAUCUGCACAUCGUUCUGUGCAUGAGCCCCAUAGGGGACGACUUCCGAAAUAGACUCAGGCAAUACCCAGCGCUGGUCAAUUGCACGACCAUUGACUGGUUUCAUGAAUGGCCCAAAGAGGCUCUUUUGGAGGUGGCCAGGAAGUUCAUAGCUGAUGUGAAUUUCAGCGAAACUAUAACGGGAAAAGAUCUGGCGAUUAGAAGAGAGUCGCUGGUCCAAUCGACGCAGGAACGAAUGGAGCUGGCCACUUCCGAAGCAUUUGCAACCAUCCACGACUCGGUAGUGCAGUAUUCGAAGCGAAUGCUCAACGAAAUGAAAAGAUACAACUAUGUGACGCCUACGAAUUAUUUGGAAUUGGUUUCAGGGUAUAAGAAAAUGUUGGGGCAAAAGCGAGUGCUGCUCUCAUCGCAGGCCAAUAAGCUAAGAAAUGGYCUCUGGAAAAUCGACGAUACCAAAGCGAAAGUGACCACAAUGUCUGUGGAACUGGAAGAAGCCCAAGUGAAAGUGGCCGAAUUCCAGCAGCAGUGCGACGAUUAUUUGAUCAUCAUUGUUGCUCAAAGAAAGGAAGCUGAUGAUCAACAGAAAGAAGUUGCCAAGAAAAGCAUCAAAAUCGGUGAAGAAGAGAUACAAUGUAAGCGAUUAGCCGAGGUUGCACAGGCCGACUUGGACGAGGCCAUGCCCGCUUUGGACGAAGCCGUCCGAGCGCUGGAUUCACUGAGCAAGAAAGACAUCAGCGAAAUGAAGAGCUAUGGGACGCCUCCUCAAAAAGUGAAAAUGGUUAUGGAGGCUGUGAAUAUUUUAAAAGGAGUUGAGCCCAGCUGGGCGGAAGCCAAGCGCCUCUUAGGCGAAAUCAACUUCCUCAAAGACCUAAAGGAGUUCGACAAAAAUCACAUAUCGGAGAAAACGCUGAAGAAAAUCGCCAACUAUACAAUGAAUGAGGAAUUUAUUCCGGAAAAAGUGGGCAUUGUGUCGUUGGCUGCCAAGUCCCUCUGCCAAUGGGUAAUUGCCAUUGAGAAAUAUGCCAAAGUUUGGAAAGUUGUAGGCCCGAAAAAAGCCAAGCUAGAUGAAGCGCUCGAUUCGCUCAAGGAGAAGCAAGCGAUGCUGGCGGAAGCGCAAGCUAAACUGGCCGAAUUGAACAUGUAUUUGCAAAAGCUGCAAAAGGAGUACGAAGAAAAAUUGGAACAAAAAGAGGAACUAAACAGAAAGGCAGAGCUGUUGAAACUUAAACUGGAACGAGCCGCCACUCUAGUAGACUGUCUGGCAGGUGAACGGCAAAGAUGGGAAGAAACGGUAAAAACUCUGGAUCUAAAAUACACAUUUUUACCGGGCGAUUGUCUAUUGGCGACCGCUUUUAUAUCGUAUUUGGGACCUUUUGUCAGCGUCUACCGAGACGAGCUGAUCAUCAUGUGGCAAAAAUAUAUGGUCACAUUGGAAAUUCCAACGUCCCAGGACUUCAACGUUAUCCAGUUUCUGAGCGAUCCGACAACGAUCCGGGAGUGGAACAUUCAGGGCCUGCCGGCCGAUAAUUUCAGCACAGAAAAUGGGAUUAUUGUUACAACUGGGUCGCGAUGGCCUUUGGUUAUUGAUCCGCAAUGUCAGGCACAAAAAUGGAUCAAAGCUAUGGAGGGAAAGAACAAUUUGCAGGUGAUCGACUUUGGAAUGCCCAACUUCAUGGCAACGGUGGAAAAAGCUGUUCAGUUCGGCCAUCCGGUUCUGCUUCAGAACAUUUCUGAGCAUAUGGAUCCAUCCAUUAAUCCCAUUCUAGCCAAGGCUAUAGUGAGGCAGGGCGGCCAGAAUAUGAUUAAACUGGAUGAUAAAUUCGUCUCCUACGACGAUAAGUUCAAGUUUUUUGUUACCACCAAGCUGACCAACCCCCACUAUGCGCCGGAGGUUUCGACCAAGACCACAAUGGUGAACUUUGCGGUGAAAGAACAGGGUCUGGAGGCGCAGCUUUUGGGCAUUGUGGUUCGCAAGGAAAAGCCGCAACUGGAGGAGCAAAAGGACGAGCUGGUGAUGACAAUUGCAACAGGCAAAAGAACUCUGCAGGACUUGGAGAACGAACUGCUGCGCCUCCUGAACGAAACCAGAGGUUCGCUUUUGGAGGAUGCUGCGUUGUUUAACACGCUGCAAACGUCCAAAGCGACAGCAGAAGCGGUGUUUAAAAGUCUGGAAGUGUCUGAAAAAACGGAGAUUCAAAUUGAUGCUGCAAGAGAGGGAUACAGGCCAUGUGCGAAACGAGCGGCUAUUCUAUUCUUCGUGCUGAAUGACAUGGGAAACAUCGACCCAAUGUACCAGUUUGCCCUGGACGCCUACAUUUUCCUGUUCAGUAAGUCCAUAGCCAAAAGUCCCAAAUGUGCAGUUUUACAAGAUCGCAUCAAUGCGCUGAACGAGUAUCACACGUUUUCCGUUUACCGGAACACAUGUAGAGCUCUGUUCGAAAAACACAAGCUCCUUUUUUCGUUCCACAUGUGCAUAAAGAUUCUGACCGCUCAAGGAAAAAUUGUUGUAAACGAGUACGCGUUUCUGUUGAAGGGCGGCGUUGUGCUGGAUAGAGAAAAUCAGAUGGAAAAUCCAUGUGCAGCCUGGUUGAACGAAAUAGCUUGGGACAAUAUAACCGAAAUGGACAAGUUGCAAGGUUUUCACGGUGUUAUCGAUUCCUUUGAACAGUACUCAAGAGAUUGGUACAAUUGGUACACGCAUACUGAGCCCGAAACGCUUCCACUUAUAGGAGAAUGGGAUGGAAUCUGCAACGAAUUCCAAAAGAUGUUGUUCGUGCGAUCGCUGAGAACUGACCGGGUGUCUUUUUGCAUCUCAAAUUUCAUUGUGAACCAAUUGGGACCCCAAUUCGUCGAACCUCCGGUUCUAGAUGUAAAGGCUGUUUUGGACGAAUCAGUGCCGCAAACUCCGCUGAUUUUCGUGCUCUCGCCCGGAGUGGAUCCGACUUCAGGAUUGAUUCAGCUUGCAGAAACGGCGAAAAUGACCUCAAGGUUUCAGUCCCUAAGCUUGGGCCAAGGCCAGGCUCCAAUAGCUACCAAACUGUUGCAGACUGGAGCCAGAGAAGGCCAGUGGGUGUUCUUGGCCAACUGCCACUUGUCGCUGAGCUGGAUGCCCAAACUGGAUAAAAUCGUGGAAAUUCUCCAAACCGGCAAAGUGAACCCGAAGUUUCGAUUGUGGCUCAGUUCCAGUCCUCAUCCAGACUUUCCCAUUUCGAUUCUACAAGCCGGUAUUAAGAUGACAACUGAACCCCCUAAAGGAAUAAAAGCCAACUUGAAACGCCUCUACCAGCUGCUGACCGAAGAGCAGUUCAGCGCCUGUCAGCAUCCGGAAAAAUACAAAAAGCUGCUGUUUGGUCUCUGUUUCUUCCACUCCAUUCUGCUGGAGCGAAAGAAGUUCCAACAGUUGGGCUGGAAUGUGGUUUACAGCUUCAACGAUUCGGACUUUGAAGUGUCGGAGAAUUUGCUCCAAAUCUAUCUGGACGAAUACACGGAAAACACUCCUUGGGACGCCUUGAAGUAUCUGAUUGCAGGCGUCAGCUACGGCGGCCACGUUACGGACGACUGGGAUAGGAGAUUGCUGACCACCUACAUCAAUCAGUACUUUUGCGAGGAUGCUCUUAAUGUGCCUUAUUUCAGAUUAUCCUCAUUGAGCACCUACUAUGUGCCUCGGGAUGGAUCCCUGCAGUCCUACCAAGAUUACAUCACCCUACUUCCUACUAUCGACAGGCCGGAAGCUUUCGGCCAACAUCCCAAUGCCGAUAUUACGUCUCUGAUCUCUGAGGCGCGCAAUCUAUUCGAAACCCUGAUGUCGCUGCAAAUCCAGAGCGCAACAGCUGCAGGCGAGUCCAAGGAAUCCAAGGUGUCCAAAUUGGCUGCUGAUGUUCUCUCGAAGGUGCCCAAACCGAUCGAUUAUGAGAACACGGACAAGCUGACUGGGGUGAACAAAACGCCUCUGGAUGUGGUGCUUUUGCAGGAGAUUCAACGCUACAACAACCUGCUGAAUUUGAUGAAUUCGUCGCUGCAAGACCUGCAAAAGGGCAUCAAAGGGCUGGUGGUCAUGUCUGCGGAACUGGAGGAAAUAUUCACGUGCAUGUUUGAAGGCCGGGUGCCUUCCGCAUGGUUAAAGGCUUAUCCCUCGUUGAAACUGUUGGGUUCUUGGACCAGAGACUUGAUGGCCAGAGUGGACCACUUUACGACAUGGGCCGUAACUACUCAUCCACCCAUGCUCUUCUGGCUGGCCGCCUACACUUUUCCCACAGGAUUUUUAACUGCCGUUCUGCAGACGGCAGCCCGACAAAACGAAGUUCCCAUUGACUCGCUGAAUUGGGAGUUUACGGUGCUCUCGGUUGAGGAAACCUCAAUACAGCAACCCCCAGAGUCUGGGGUUUAUGUGCGAGGCACCUUCUUGGAGGGGGCUGGAUGGGACCGGAAAAACGCUAUACUAAUCGAGCCGCAGCCCAUGCAGUUGGUCUCAGUGAUGCCGCUAAUUCAUUUCAAACCGGUGGAGCAAAUUAAGAAGAAAUCCAAAGGUCUGUACUUAUGCCCAGUGUACUAUUUCCCGAUCCGAACUGGAGCAGCAAACAGGCCUGCUUAUGUUGUGGCCGUGGACCUAAAGUGUGGCAUGGAAGGCUCCGAUUACUGGAUAAAAAGGGGCACCGCACUAUUACUUAGUUUAGCCAUUUAAUUUUACUAGCAUUUUCAGUUCAAUUUCCCGUUUCUCAUCGAUGAUUAAUUAAACGUUUAACUGGAUAAUGUUCAUUCGGGGGCCUACACGAUUUCAUUGGGCUUAGCAGAUUGUAAACAAUUAGUUCAUUAAUCUAAUAAAGAAAAAAAACAACAAAAAAUUAAUAUUCUUUUUGGAUUACCAAUACUUGCUUGGAAAUCCCAGUUUUUUAUUGUAUCCCG
Messenger RNA from Dendroctonus ponderosae (mountain pine beetle), 10053 nucleotides. RefSeq names its product dynein axonemal heavy chain 2 (gene kl-2). Gene Ontology annotation, biological process: microtubule-based movement. The transcript is spliced from 53 exons. The record is from RefSeq and is a predicted model, not a curated record. The coding region runs from base 50 to 9832 and encodes 3260 amino acids. Lineage: Eukaryota; Metazoa; Arthropoda; Insecta; Coleoptera; Curculionidae. Gene Ontology annotation, molecular function: dynein intermediate chain binding; ATP hydrolysis activity; ATP binding. Gene Ontology annotation, cellular component: dynein complex.